UCGUCCUUUCUGCCCGGCUGGCGGGCGGAGCCAAGGGGCGUGAUAAAGGCGCCCUCGCCUGCUCUUCCUCCCUCCCGGCUUGCCGUCGAUCCCGCAGCUCCGUCGGUUGCUGCCGCCGGACGGAUCCUUUCGCCGACAGGCAGCCGGAGCGAGAGGGGCAACCAUGAGUGGCAAGAAAUGCGACGUGGUGGUGAUCGGGGGAGGCAUCUCAGGUCUAUCAGCAGCCAAAUUGCUUUUUGACUCAGGAUUGAAUGUUGUGGUUCUGGAAGCUCGUAACAGGGUUGGAGGCAGAACCUUCACCGUCAGGAAUAAGCAUGUCAAGUAUGUUGACCUUGGAGGGGCAUAUGUGGGACCAACCCAGAAUCGUGUUUUGCGUCUCUCUAAGGAACUAGGACUAGAGACCUACAAAGUGAAUGAAGUUGAGCAUCUUAUUCAUCAUGUUAAUGGCAAAACGUAUCCCUUCAAAGGAGCAUUCCCACCGAUGUGGAAUCCCAUUGCCUAUCUAGAUUACAAUAAUCUGUGGAGGACGAUGGAUGAAAUGGGGAAGGAGAUUCCCAACGAAGCUCCGUGGGAGGCACCACAUGCAGAGGAAUGGGACAAAAUGACUAUGCAAGAAUUAAUUGACAAAAUUUGCUGGACAAAGGCUGCCAAGCGGUUUGCCAAGCUGUUUGUCAAUGUGGACGUCACCUCCGAACCUCAUGAGGUCUCAGCUCUCUGGUUCCUGUGGUAUGUUAAACAGUGUGGAGGGACAACCAGAAUAUUUUCAACAACCAACGGAGGUCAGGAGAGGAAGUUUGUUGGUGGUUCUGGACAAAUUAGUGAGAGGAUUAUGGAAUACCUGGGAGAUCUUGUUCAACUAGAGAAGCCUGUAACUUCUAUCAACCAGACAGGUGAAAAUGUCAUAGUGAAGACACUGGACCAUGAUACAUAUGAGGCUCGAUACGUUGUUUGUGCCAUCCCUCCAGCACUCAGCUUGAAGAUUCAUUUUAACCCAUCUUUGCCUUCAAUGAGAAAUCAGUUGAUCAACCGGGUUCCUAUGGGAUCAGUCAUCAAAUGUAUAGUGUACUACAGAGAAGCAUUCUGGAGGAAAAAAGAUUUCUGUGGUACCAUGAUUAUUGAAGAUGAGGAUGCAGCUAUUAGUUUGACACUAGAUGAUACCAAACCUGAUGGAAGCUUUCCAGCCAUAAUUGGUUUCAUCCUUGCUCGUAAGUGUAGAAGAUUGGCUCACCUCACUAAGGAAGAAAGGAAAACCCAGAUCUGUGAGCUCUACGCAAAGGUGUUGGCCUCACAGGAAGCUUUACAUCCAGUACAUUAUGAAGAGAAGAACUGGUGUGAAGAGCAGUAUUCUGGAGGGUGCUAUACAGCCUAUUUCCCACCCGGGAUAAUGACUCAGUUUGGAAGGAUCCUUCGCGAGCCAGCGGGUCGGAUCUACUUUGCUGGCACUGAAACAGCUACACAGUGGAGUGGCUACAUGGAAGGGGCAGUGGAAGCUGGAGAAAGAGCCGCCAGAGAGAUAUUGUGCUCUAUGGGGAAAAUCUCAGAAGGAGAAAUCUGGAAAUCAGAACCUGAAUCACUUGAUGUCCCAGCCCUGCCCAUCACUACUACAUUUUGGGAGAGGAACUUACCUUCUGUAUCAGCACUACUGAAGUUGAUGGGAUUCUCUGUGUUUGUAACAUCAGUGGCUACAGCCGGGCUCUUUGCAUACAAAAAGGGUGUGUUGAUGCAAAACUGCAAAUGGAUGUGAAGCUGUAUACUGUUGUCAUGAUCUGCGCGUUUGUGUGCAUUUGCACAAUCACUUUAUUUUCAAUCAGCAGUGAUUUCUGACAUUCUUACUUAUGUGAUGCAUUUAUUCUAUAAAACUUGGUCUUGUGAAAGAGUCCAUUAUGUGUUUCUAAGGCCACUACACCAAUGACUGCUAUUAAAAUACAUGUGGUGGCCCUGGAGCCCAGUGUGUUGACUCUUUUUCGUCUCACAAAGUGUGUUUGGAUCUUACGGCAGUGGCAAGACAAACACCAUUGCACAGUGGGAGAAAAGUAGAUGUAUGCCUUUGGUCUCUCCAUAUGUUUUGAGGAAUUAAUAAAGUUAAUGAAGACAUAUUAGUUAAUAAGCUCCAGCAACAAAAUCCCAGCUUGGUUUUGGCGCUACAUUCCACAAGAUCUGCUUUUAGUUCCUUUUAUGAUCCUGAGGUGUUUUGCAAAAACAAUUACGUAAAAAGUGGGAAGAGAAUGCCACCUUCCUGAAAUUUUCACUUCAGAGUACAUAACUGAAAAUAUUUAGGCGUGUUCACUAAAAACAUUUAGUGAACACUUAUCUUUCUGUAUGUCCUGAGAGCCUGUGUAGUAUCAUGGAUAGAAUGUUUAACUAGGACUCAGGAUACCUCAGAUCUACAUACUCUUCACCAUCAAAAUUCUCUGGUGUGUGUGUCUAGCAAAGGUAAACCACCCCAGGAACAUUUUACAUAUCUUGAAACCCUGUUAGGAGUUAGAAACCUCUUAAGUUAAAAACAACUUAAUAGCAUAUCUCCUAACACUAGUGGCCUGUAAUCUGAGUAGAAUGGGGAUAGCUCACUGUGCAAUGAGUAGCUGUAGCACAGCUACACAGGCUGCUGGUGUCUCCUAGAAGCCAAGAAGAGUGCCACACCUGGGUAUUGAGGCUAGGCGCAGAAGAGAACAGAGUGCAUAUACUAUACCUUUAAAGUUAAAAGACUAAGGAAUUUCAGCAGGUGUAGCUUGAAAUUCUUUUUCUGUGCAACUAUUAAAGGUUCAGGAGCCCUGUUUAUUUAUUGUUUGUUUGUUUUGCCUCUAGUGACCUUCCACCUAAGUGUAUCCAGCAAAUGCAAACAGAUGUUUAAAAUACUGAAUUCUAGAUAUUUUAAUAGGCAUUCCUUAAUCACUCCAGAUACAAUAGCUCAGACAAGAUUAAAGUAUGUGAUCAAUUAUCCAUGAUAGUAGAAGAAACAAUUCAUGCUAUAGCAAAACAGUACUCUGAUCAUUCCCUAACUUUUUAGUCUUUACUGUCUAUGAGUUUUCAGUUUUUCCUUCCCAGUCAUGAAGGCAAGGGACGUACUUUCUUUUCCAAAAAAAUCAAGUGUGAUUUUUUUAAAAUUGUAGAUAAUAGCUGAUUUAAUUAUGUCCAGAGAAGAUUCACUGACAUUAAUGAGAUUUAAGAAAGUCAUGAAAAACUAGUGUGUUCUGUUGAUUUGGACGGGCUUAUUCUAUGUCUGGAUCUGGAUUUUGAAUAUGUGUAAUCAUACUACUAGGAAAGCUUGCAGGAGAGAGGUAGUAGGAGUCAUGAUUAGUGAUGUGUGUGGAAGGACUGGCUUUGUUUCAAGAGUUAAUGAAGGCCGUGAACAGAUCCAUGUUGUAGUAUAAUAUAGAUUAACAACCAUGCCUUUAACCACCGGUGGUCACUUCCACUGCUUAGACAACAGAUCAACAGUGCCUUUAAUAAGUUAUUUGGUUACAUGCAAUUAAAUCUUAUGCAUGUUCACCAGAUGUAAAUCAUAUUGUGUUCAGUGGUGCUUACUUUUGAAAUAAGUCUCUGACUGAAGAGUACUAAAGCACUUUCAUCUAUAUACCAUGACUCCCUUUUCCUCCCAACACUCCUCCUCAACCAGUUCAGCUUUUUCAGCAGGACUUAGACUGAGCAACAGGAGCAUAGUGUCUCUUAACGUUGCAGCUUACAUGUCAGUAGCAGUGAUUGGGAAAUACAUUUUUGGAAUUGACCACUUCCAGAAUCUCUAAUGUUGGUUGGGAGAUUCUAUGGGGUGUCAUCCAAAAAAGUAACUUUUUCCAGGCUCUUUUUAGUGACAAGUAUGAAAUGAUUAGGUAGCUCCUUGGAUUAAAAAAAUUAGAGAGAGGAGAGAAAACCAGUGAUUUAGAAGCCAUGUGGCGGGCAACUCAUAGACUUUUGUGAUUUGUUCUGGCUUCGAAUCACAUCAGAAAAAGGGAGAAGAAGCCAGAUCAAACCAGGAGCGGAUUGUUCUUGUGAGCGAGGGUGCCGCCCUAGGAAUAUUUGGCAGGAAUGAGUUAAAAACAUGGAAUAAAACUACAAAAUAGAAUUAUAGUUUUACCUCUUCAGACCUAGUUAUGGUAAUGCACUCACAGCAAUUCGCCAAUCAAGGAUGGAGGUAAGAAAGGAUUCUAAUUAUUCCUACUUGCUUUUAAGCAAACACUCCCACGCUCUUGACAAGUUAGCCAAACCUUUGUGGUCUGUGGACUGGAAUAAAUUACAGUUCUAAUUUUUAUAGUAUUUGAUCAAUCAUAUCCCAGAAUGUUUCAUUUGUUUCACUUUUUUUUUUCAACUCUUCAUUUCCUGUGAUGACGGGAAGCCAGUUCUUCUGGGAAAAAUGGGAGUAUUUGUUAUGGCAUAAUCAGAAACAGAAAUAGCUCAUACGCUAAGAUCCUAUAUGAGAUCUGGGUUGCAUAAGUUGAAGUCGGUUUGAUGGAUAAGGCUGCCUUUAGAGAAGACGGUGAAUUAACUGAACUUUUGCUCUUUCUAGCUCUUUGUUUUGACAAUUUUUCUUUGAAGCAAGUCCCACUUGUUCCUGCUUAACCAAAACAGAGCUAUGGAGAAACCAAAGCCAACAUCUGUCUUGUGGGCCCAUGUUGCCCAACCAUGCAAACUUUGUGCACCAGAAUGCGACAGCUCAGUCUCCCUGAGUCCCAUUGUGUUGUGGAAUCCACGCAGUUCUAGUUAAACAGCGCAGGCAGGCAGCAUUGCUGCCUGCAGUAUUGUUACCUGAACAGCUGUAAAUAAUUUUCCUCAAAUUCAGCCACUUAACAAGAAGGCCUUUACAAACUGAAAACAGCUGGGGGAAAUGGAAGAUAUGCUAAUAGGUCUAUUGUUAUUGCAAUUAUUAUUCAUCCCUUCCUCCAGUUAAUACAACAUACUGGAAACAAAAAGCUGUCCUCUGGCAUUUUUCAGCAAAUCAGAAACUGGUGCAAUGAAGCAGAGGUUGUGUGUUUGUUCGUAAUCUGGAAAAAAUUCAAGUGUCUUUGAAUGUCUUUGUCAAGAAAUACUAGAGAUAUAUUUCCACUAACUCUAACCCUCAGUAACUUGGCAUUCAUAGAAUCAUAGAGUUGGAAGUGCACUAUAAGGCCAUCGAGUCCAACCCCCACUCAGUGCAGGA
Messenger RNA from Pogona vitticeps (central bearded dragon), 5131 nucleotides. NCBI's taxonomy places the organism in Eukaryota, Metazoa, Chordata, Lepidosauria, Squamata, Agamidae. The record is from RefSeq and is a predicted model, not a curated record.